Lycium barbarum (goji berry) is the source of this 988-nucleotide messenger RNA. RefSeq lists its product as uncharacterized. Gene Ontology annotation, molecular function: tRNA binding. Lineage: Eukaryota; Viridiplantae; Streptophyta; Magnoliopsida; Solanales; Solanaceae. The record is from RefSeq and is a predicted model, not a curated record. The transcript has 3 exons. The coding region runs from base 92 to 904 and encodes 270 amino acids.
UCUUCACUUCUUCCUAUUUAAAAAUUAAGGAAGAACGAUUAGCAAAGGCAGUCCUCAAAUUCCUAUCUUUUAUCCUAAAACUCUCGAAGCAAUGCCUGUAAUGGGAAUUGGUGCAGCUAAUUGGUUAAAAGGAAGUAGCACUUUAUUACUUUCUUGCCGCACCAAUUCAAUUCCUGCUAUUACUUCGCGCUUGAGGCCAAAUUUAUUUUCCCCUCACAAAAAUAACAACAUCCUUUUCAGUAAUAGCCACAAAAUCGGUCUUCAUUUUAGCAAUCAUGGCACAAAAUUACACUUCAAUUUGUACUGUACAGCCCCAACAUCAAAUGUAAGUGUACAAGAAAAUGAUGAAGUAGUAGAGGAAGAUGAGGAGGGUAAGAUGAGGAAGAUUAAGGAUGUUGGGAAUAGUUUGGAUAUUAGAGUUGGGAGAAUAAUUAGAGCAUGGAGACAUGAGGAGGCUGAUUCACUUUAUGUUGAAGAGGUUGAUGUUGGUGAGACUGAACCAAGAAUUAUAUGUAGUGGACUGGUGAAGUAUAUGCCUCUUGAGUAUCUUCAGGAAAGGAAUGUGAUUGUCCUUGCAAAUUUAAAGCCAAGGAAUAUGCGUGGUGUCAAGUCAAAUGGAAUGCUGAUGGCAGCAUCUGAUGCAUCUCAUGAGAACGUGGAACUUCUUGCGCCACCUGAGGGCUCAGUACCUGGGGAAAGGAUAUGGUUUGGUUCUGCUGAUGAAAAGGCGAAUCUCCCUGAUGUGGCAACACCAAACCAGGUAGCGAAGAAAAAGAUUUGGGAGCUAGUACAACCACAUCUAAAAACAGAUGGCGCGUGUGUUGCUGCACUAGGAACGCAUUGUAUGCGAUCUUCAAUGGGUGUGGUAGUCAGCCCAUCUCUAAAGGAUGCAAACAUAUCAUAAUUAUAUCCUAAAGUUCAUGCAGCUUUUCAUAACUUCCUGCAGAUUAUUCUAUCCACCAUUCAUUGUCAUAUUCUGUUCUUUAAA